AGGCAGCAGCAAUAGCAGCAAGUACUUCGCCAGCAACGAUUCGUCGGACACAUCGCGGAAAGCACGCAAGUCCGCGGAGGCCCAGGACAAGGAGCAUACGAGCUUUAAAAAGAACGAGGACAACCCGAUAUGGAGCAUGAUCAAGCAGACGCCCGAACCCCUCAUGAUGACCUAUCAGAUCUGCCCCAGGUACCAGACCCAAAACAUUUCUCGCUCUCUCUUCCUCUGAAUCCUGGGUUCCCGCUCAUUCCUCUGAGAAACCUGAGAGAAACAUGACCAUUUGAGCGUCUCUUUCCACAGGAGAAAGAGAUAGCGCUUCCAGGCUCUCUCGCUGAGGUAGUUCUGAUCAGGCUAAAUGUCUCAUUGCACCGUCAGCCCUGAGGUAGGUGACUCCAGGUGACGGUACACAAUGAGACCCGUGAUAAAGAGCUUGACGAGGUGACACAAGCACCUUAUUAUGGACGGAGGAGAGGGCGAAUCUGCCAGGCCUAGAUGUUUAAACACUAUCAAUGUGCUGUCGAGUGUCAUCGAACAAACAUAUGAGGCAGCAUAAGUGAGUUUUAUUGUGUGUGUGUGUGUGGACAUCCAUGCAGGGAUCAGGCCCAGGUUCUUCAAGAAGACCGGGAGAAGCUGGUUCUGAUGCAGCCCAUGCAGCCCUGGUUCACCCAGGACCAGAAGAAGGAGCUGGCCGAGGUCCAUCCCUGGAUCCAUCAGCACACCGUCCCACAGAAGAUCAACACACAGGGUUGUGUGAGUUGUAACACCAUGGAACCGGGUGAAAAUCUGAAUCUUCAGACUGACUGUCCAAACCCUCCCACUCCUAUCAGCUCCGGUCCGUCACAGGACAUCAGACCCAACACAGACACCUGACCACAGACCCUGCUGGACCUCCAGGCCUCUGGGACUCAGGGAUUCUUCUGCUUUCAGAAGAGAGAGACACCUGCAUCCAUGUGCAAGUCUCUCAUAACUCCUCCUGAGGACAUGAAACCGCGUCAGAGUGAGUUUGGACACUCGCAGGAGACGGACAUUGAGUGACGCUCGCCACAUGACCAUGCAUUUCUCUCUGCUGUUCUCCGUUACAGUCCAUGGACCCUGACAGCUGUGAAUAUCCGACUAUAAUUGGGUAGUGUCAUAAGAGUACUUCAUAUUUUUUUUAGACUGUUGCCGAAUGUUUUUGUUCAUUAAUAAUGUGUCCGCUACCGAAUCUUGAAUCUUGCUGGCUCAGGAGGGUUUAUGAUCUCCAAGAAGUCCCUGCAACCAGUUUCCUGACCACUUGCGCAGAUAUAUAUAUAUAAUGCGUAUAAAAACAUUAGCACUCACCGCCAAAAUCUAACAGCAUCUACGAAUGGAAAGGAAUGAGAUUUAGUCCAGAGCACAAAGAUCUUCAAUUCUUAUUGACUUCAUCCAAUCCAAAUGAAUAAUUUGAAUGAGGCCUUAAAUAAGUUUUUCUGUCAGAGUUUAUUUUUCUUCUCUCAAUUUCAAAUAUUUUUUCCAAUAUACAUGUGUUUGAAUGAUGUCU
This is a messenger RNA of Carassius carassius (crucian carp), 1519 nucleotides long. RefSeq names its product period circadian protein homolog 2-like. The transcript is spliced from 2 exons. Gene Ontology annotation, cellular component: nucleus; cytoplasm. Bases 640 to 870 code for a protein of 76 amino acids. Lineage: Eukaryota; Metazoa; Chordata; Actinopteri; Cypriniformes; Cyprinidae. The record is from RefSeq and is a predicted model, not a curated record. Gene Ontology annotation, molecular function: transcription cis-regulatory region binding; transcription corepressor binding. Gene Ontology annotation, biological process: circadian regulation of gene expression; negative regulation of transcription by RNA polymerase II; entrainment of circadian clock by photoperiod.